Lymnaea stagnalis (great pond snail) is the source of this 3831-nucleotide messenger RNA. The record is from the annotation of a GenBank genome assembly. Lineage: Eukaryota; Metazoa; Mollusca; Gastropoda; Lymnaeidae.
UUUUUUUUUUUUUUUACACUAUUUAGCACAAUCUCUUAUGACAUUACAAAAAGAAUUGAGACAAACAUUCUUGAGCUGUCAUAAAAUAGGUCAAGUUACUUUACAUUUUAACAUUUUAGACUUGUAGUUAUCGAAUAAGAUUUUCAAGAUUUUCCGUUCACUAUUAUUUGGGUCUUGUUUCAAGAUUGUAUAAUCUCAUUCUGGCCACGUUUACGUAAGGAAACUAAAUUUUCAUGCAUGGCAAUGCUUGUCCAAAUGCUUGUCGUGAAAUAGUUAGUAAACAUUCUUUGGUAAGUCGUUACUUUAAUGCGCUACUUUUAAACUUUAUGUGGAGUUGCCAGUAAGCAUAACUUUUCAAACAUCCGCAGCAUAACUUUGGCUUUUAAUUUUAAAGAUAUAUGUUGUUUAUACUGUAUGCAGUAAUAGUUCACAACUGAGUGUACUUUAAUUGAUGCAUGCACUCGCUACAGUCUUAAUGAAAUAGUUUAUCUUUUUAAAUGAAACAAAUGGAUGGCGUGUAUUAACGUUGGUGGGAUAUAUUAAUUAAGAUGAUGAUCAUUUUUAAAAAAUUUAUUCAAGCUCUUGCCAACGAUCCAUUUUUAAAAAUCUUCACUAAAACGCAUAUAUUAAGUCAGACUCUUGUAUAGGCCUAACUAUUGCUGGCGUUAAGAAACAUUGCAAUUUCGACUUCACUACUAUAGUAUUACCCCCUGUUAUGCUUUUAUAUUUUUAUUUAAUAAAGCAUUGAGUAAGAACUUAUUAUUAUGUACAGAAUACAAAUAGCAAGUUCUUAUUAAGCAGUUAGGCCGACCUUAUGACUCCCAACGCAAAGGGAAUAGUAACGUCAUAACAUGAAUAUUUGUUGCCGUUGAUGGAUAUGAGGUUUGGAUGGCGGUUAAAACCCACGCCAAUGACUUAAGCUAGGUGGCACGGAGAAAGCCACUCCUAGGCAACCGUUUCGUUCCAGCUAUCCAUCCCGACCGAAAACUUCCUGGGCGGUGGGGGCUGGUAAAUCAACACCUUUCCUCAGGAGUGGAAGCAAACCCGCCCAAGCCACGGGAAACGCAGCGUUUUCGGUCGACCUGACGUCCCACAGGCCAGGAGGGAGGUUCCCGCCGUGCCACAGCGUGGUCUGGCGGUGGGGAAACCCGGCGUAUGGCCCGUGUGGGGGGGGGGUUGAUGCCCGGGGGGGGGGGGCAUUGGGAGCUCUCACUCGACGGACCACCGACAAAAUUUCCCAAUGAGACGUAUUAAGCAAUUUCACCAUGCCCGUCUUAGCGGCACACAGUAGGCCAACACUCUCACAGUCAUCAGAGCCGGUCAUGCACAACGGUAUCCCCGGUUGUCUAUUCGUAAGGUAUUUUCCACUUUAACACCUCCUUCAGUGGAGAAGCUCGAGUUUCUGAACGGUCACGACUUUACUUCACCUAAUUCACGAAAAAUGCAAUACAUAAAGAAUACAUAUAUAAAAUUUAAAUAAAGUAUUUGAAGCAAACCGAAAAUUUUGACCCCACCCCCCUUUUGCAGGAAGGCACCAUCCCCACUAGAGUGAACCACUCCCCCGGUGCUUACCAUCCCCCCGUGCGCACCAUCCCCACAGUGUGCACCAUCCCCACAGCGCGCACCAUCCCCCCCAGCGCGCACCGUCCCCCCAGCGCGCACCAUCCCCCAGUGCGCACCAUCCCCCUGGGAACACCAUUCUCACAGUGCGCACUAUCCCUACAGUGCGCACCAUCCCCCAGCGCGCAUCACCCCACUUGCCUGCACCUUCACUUUCGCCCCUUUUCAUUUACCCGUGCACCCCCUUUAAAAAUGUAUACGAUACAACCCAGCCAGCAGGCUCAUUCUAAUCAUGUAAUAUCCUUAUUGCAUUCUUUUCCAUCAAUCACUGACAUCUAUCAAUGUUUCUGUAACUUAUUCCCCAACAAACCAGCUCGCCAAAAUCACCUUCAGCAUGACCCCAUUACUGAUCCUCGCCGUCUUUGCCAUCGUCGCUCCCUUGACAACCACCCAGCUGUCCAUCCCCAGGGGCGAACUCGGUCUGGUCUACAACAAUGGACGCCCCUGCGCCUCGGUCAAGAUCGCCGCCUACGUCGACCUCACGUGCCCUUACUCGAAGCAAGCCUUCCCGACGCUCCUCCGGGUCGCGGACUCAUUCACGGAUUCCCAGGUCCAGCUGAGAUUCUACAUUUUCUCGCUUCCGUACCAUCGCAACAGUCACCUCAUCUCCAAGGCCACGCGCUAUCUGUCGGGACUGCCGUCCAACGCGACCGGCAACGCCACGAUCUUCGACUGGAUCCAAGUGGUGUAUCAGAACAUCGACUACCUGACGACCACAGGAACUGUGAAUAAAACGGAAGUCGAGGUUUUUAGUUAUCUGACGACCUUGGCACAGAGACUGUUUCCGGUCACACCCGAUCAGUUCAAACAAGGGGUAAGUAGGUCAAUUUUUGUUACAAUGUUAAGGAAUACCGUUGUAACAGUAACUGGCAUUCUAAAUAUAGUUAGAACAGUAACUGGCAUUCUAAAUACAGUUAGAACAGUAACUGGGUUUAAAUAUAGUUAGAACAGUAACUGAGAUUCUAAAUACAGUUAGAACAGUAACUGGGAUUCUAAAUACAGUUAGAACAGUAACUGGGAUCUAAAUAUAGUUAGAACAGUAACUGGCAUUCUAAAUACAGUUAGAACAGUAACUGAGAUUCUAAAUACAGUUAGAACAGUAACUGGGAUUCUAAAUACAGUUAGAACAGUAACUGGGAUUCUGGAUACAGUAAGAACAGUAACAGUGAUUAUGAUUGGGGAUUUGAGAGACUGCGAUCAUUACAAAAUCAGUCAUAAAGGAGGAACAUAGGAGAGUUUUGCAAACAAUCUGUCCCGCGUGUGCAAAAAAAAAAAAAAUUAAGUCAUCUAGGGAACUCAAAAGGGCAGUGCAAAAAUGGAAGUGACGAAGGGGUACCCGUCGGGGGCGGCAUCUUUUUGUGGUGCCAAAUCCGCCGUUUUCAUGGGAAAUAUCAAAAUAUACCUUUUCUUUUUUUGGAAAAGGUCAACUUUUGUAUUUCUCCUCAAGUACAGCUUUUGUUUCUAAAUAUGUAGAAAACACAAUAGUGAAAAUUAUUAAAAGCUGUUAAAAUGUCCCCAAACAGUGUGUAUAAUAAACCCAUGGUCUGUAGUAAGUGAUAAGAUAUCAUUUUUUUUCCUUUAGGGGAGAAUGAAUUUUUAAAACAUAAAAACCACACCAUUUUCCAUACAUAAUAUACAAACUCCUGCUGUUAUACCCCCUGUUUCUCGUUGAUCCAACCCUGUAUGUUAUACAUCAUUCAGCAUAGGCGUAGUCGUAGACCUAAUGGCACGAUUUUCUUUACCCCCGCAGACGUACGACUCUGACAUCGACGUAGCCACAAGACUCGAGUGGAAGUACGGCUGCACCAGGGGCGUCCACGGCACCCCAUCCUUUAGUGUUAACGACGUUUUUGUGGACGUGGACUCCACCUAUCCCGCAUCACAGUGGAUUUCUCUGAUCAAGACGCUGCUGCCCUCUGGGAACCAACAACGAAAUGGCUGCUGAAUUCCCGCAGCUGCAUACAGAACUAUAUUUAUUACGUACCAAUAUUUCAUUAAAAUAAAAAAAUAAAGCUUGCAACGCACAACACAAUGUUAUUUUCAUUUCAAAGAAAAUUAAAAUUUAAAACUUUACAGUAUUGGUGUCGUGAGAUUAUUAGAAAGAGAGAUUAUUAGAAAGUGUGGCCACAUGAAAAGAAACUCAGAGAACCACUUAUACAACCCAAGAUGUGCAGGAAUCUUAUUUUGAACAAGAAAUUAAGAAGAAAAAAU